Molecule: messenger RNA, 456 nt
Organism: Eimeria necatrix
Lineage: Eukaryota; Apicomplexa; Conoidasida; Eucoccidiorida; Eimeriidae
Exons: 5
Coding region: 1-456 (151 amino acids)
Biological process (GO): endoplasmic reticulum to Golgi vesicle-mediated transport
Cellular component (GO): cytoplasm; nucleus; TRAPP complex
Source: RefSeq, a predicted model, not a curated record
AUGUCUGUGGCCUGCGUGUGCUACGUGGGGCGGCAGAGCGAGCCGCUUUGCUUCCGCGUGUACGGGGACACUGAGGAGCUCCCGAUGCAGUUUGCUGCUUACGCAGCCCUCGACGUCAUCGACGAACGCCUGGCCAGCGAGCAGCAGCCGGGGGCCCCCGGGGGCCCCUCCGGCGGCGACAGCUACCUGGGCCUCGCGGGGCCCUCGCUGGGCACUGCGCAAGACGCCAGCCUCUUCGCCUACGCCGCCCCCACGGGCCUGAAGAUCAUUGUGGCUCUGUCUUUGAGGGGGGCCCUGCAGGAGCAGGAACUCCGCGCCUUUUUCAAGAGACUUCACCGGCUGUACGCCGACGCGGUCUCCAACCCCUUCUUCCUGGACACAGUCGAGACCCCGCGCUUCCUGAGUCAGCUAGACGCCAUUGUGCAGUACUACACCGACCGCCUGGAGACCCCCUGA